This is a messenger RNA of Salarias fasciatus (jewelled blenny), 1973 nucleotides long. It is a transcript of the gene paf1, whose product is annotated as PAF1 homolog, Paf1/RNA polymerase II complex component. Gene Ontology annotation, biological process: transcription elongation by RNA polymerase II. Gene Ontology annotation, cellular component: Cdc73/Paf1 complex. Bases 113 to 1723 code for a protein of 536 amino acids. Gene Ontology annotation, molecular function: chromatin binding; RNA polymerase II complex binding. NCBI's taxonomy places the organism in Eukaryota, Metazoa, Chordata, Actinopteri, Blenniiformes, Blenniidae. The record is from RefSeq and is a predicted model, not a curated record. The transcript has 14 exons.
UUUUUGUGUUAAUGUGAAGGAGAACUACUGAUCUCAACGCCGAGGCUUAGUUUAAUACUUUUGCAACAAAAAUAAAACAACAAUUCUAUUCAUAAUUGUGAGCUUAUGAAACAUGGCUCCAACAAUUCAGACACAGGCUCAACGAGAAGAAGGACACAGUCGGCCGUCGUCUCACAGAACGGUCCCAGAGAGGUCCGGAGUGGUUUGUCGAGUGAAGUACUGCAACAGCUUGCCUGACAUCCCGUUCGAUCCCAAGUUCAUCACAUACCCAUUCGAUCAGCACAGGUUCGUGCAGUAUAAAGCCACCUCUCUGGAGAAGCAGCACAAGCACGAGCUGCUCACUGAACCGGACCUCGGCGUCACCAUCGACCUCAUCAACCCAGACACCUACCGCAUCGACCCCAGCAUCCUGCUGGACCCCGCCGAUGAAAAGCUGUUGGAAGAAGACAUUCAGGCUCCGUCCAGUUCGAAGAGGUCCCAGCAGCACGCCAAGGUGGUGCCAUGGAUGAGGAAAACAGAGUACAUCUCCACAGAGUUCAACAGAUACGGCGUCUCCAACGAGAAAGUGGAAGUCAAGAUUGGAGUGUCAGUCAAACAGCAGUUUACGGAGGAGGAGAUCUACAAGGACAGAGACAGCCAGAUUUCUGCUAUCGAGAAGACGUUCGAGGAUGCACAGAAAUCUAUUGCACAGCACUACAGUAAACCCAGAGUCACCCCCGUGGAGAUCCUGCCUGUGUUCCCUGACUUCAAGAUGUGGAUCAACCCAUGCGCUCAGGUCAUAUUUGACUCUGAUCCUGCGCCGAAGGACAUAUCAGGACCUGCAGGAGUGGAGAUGAUGUCUCAGGCCAUGAUCAGAGGUAUGAUGGAUGAGGAAGGAAAUCAGUUUGUGGCCUACUUCCUGCCCAAUGAAGACACGCUUCGCAAACGCAAGAGAGAUUUUGAAGAGGGAAUGGAUUAUAUGCCAGAGGAUCUCUACGAUUACAAGAUAGCGAGGGAGUACAACUGGAACGUGAAGAACAAAGCCAGCAAGGGUUACGAGGAGAACUACUUCUUCAUCUUCAGAGAUGGAGACGGUGUUUACUACAACGAGCUGGAGACCAGAGUGCGUUUGAGCAAGAGGAGAGCCAAAGCUGGAACACAGUCCACCACGAACGCUGUGCUGGUGUGUAAGCACCGAGACAUGAAUGAGAAGGAGCUCGAAGCUCAGGAGGCUCGCAAAGCUCAGCUGGAGAACCAUGAGCCAGAGGACGAGGAGGAAGACAUGGACAUGGAUAAAGACAUGCAGGAUUCAGGUGAUGAGAAAGAGAAAGGCAGCGGGAGCGAGGCGGAGAACUCCGGCAGCGAAUCCGACAGGGAAGACGAGGACCGCGAGCAAAGAGGAGACGACGACGACGAGGAUGAGGAGAGAGGGAAGAGGAGGAGGAAGGCCAGCGGCAGCGGGAGCGAGAGCGGCGAGGAGAGGACCAGGGAGAUGCGGGACGAGGAGGAGAUCUUCGGCAGCGACGACGACAGCGACGACAACGAGCCCAAGAACUCCGCCCGGAGCAGCGGGGACGAGGGCAGCGACAGCGAGGACGACGGCGGGAACAGACGCGGCAGCAGGAGCCGCAGCGCCUCCCCGGCCCACAGCGACCGCAGCAGCGAGCGCUCGGAGACCCGAGCUCAGAGCGGCAGCGGCAGCGACAGGGCCUCGGACUCCAGCGACGCCAGCGACAGCGAAUAAGAUCCACCGUCCCAACGCCGCCACGGCGCCUCGUCUGUGCGCUCGGCUCCAGUCGUGGAACAGUCGGCUGUCGUUGGAGCUGAUACUGGCUCAUGCGGAGCUGCAGUGUGUCGUGUCGCCGUCGCUCCUGCAACCUUCAGUCCUGUCCCACAUAUUCAGGACAGGAUCAUGUAAAAUAUGUUUUUGCUCUUUCAGCCUUUGAUUAACUUCUGAAAUGGAAAAUGGUAAUAAAUUAAAGGUGACAUUUUAU